This is a messenger RNA of Phytophthora nicotianae INRA-310, 1461 nucleotides long. RefSeq lists its product as hypothetical. NCBI's taxonomy places the organism in Eukaryota, Oomycota, Peronosporomycetes, Peronosporales, Peronosporaceae. The record is from RefSeq and is a predicted model, not a curated record. Bases 1 to 1461 code for a protein of 486 amino acids. The transcript has a single exon. Gene Ontology annotation, molecular function: acid phosphatase activity; ferrous iron binding; ferric iron binding.
AUGCAGAAACGAGCACUCACCAUUAGCAUCCUAGUGGCACUAGCUGUCAUCGUUGCAGUUAUCGUGAUCGCGGUGACGGUGUCGAGCUCGAAGGCCUCGACGAAAUCAAAAGAUGACGCUAAACGAGGGAAUCCAACAGAUGAAACGGUGAAGCCACGCACCAAGAAGCCUCUACGUAAGUUCAAAACGGACAACUCUAACAGUGGGUCGUCGGAUGACGAGGAAACGACGGACCCUUUAACGGAGAAUUACUCUGUGUCCGCUUUGGCUAUUGGAGAUUGGGGUCGUACAAUUGCCAAAGACGGUGGAUCUUGUUGCUCACGACGCAAAAGUUUCACUGUGUUGGACUAUAAUGCGAUGGAAUAUGUGGCGAUUCUACUGGGUCAGGCUGCAGCAGUAGCACAGCCUCGUCCGUCCGUUGUGAUCGGCCAUGGCGACAAUUUCUACUGGGACGGUCUACACGGUGUCACGGAUCAAGCGUAUCGUUUUCAACAGACAUUCGAGGACAAGUACAACGCGCCGAGUUUGGCUGGGAUUCCAUGGGUGAACGUUAUGGGGAAUCAUGACUACGGAGGCGCUAGUUACGUGUGUACUGAUGGAGAACAAGCCGUGGAAUGCUCUUCGACUAGCGAAUUAUUGGCAUCUCUGGACCAAAAGUUCACUUUGCAGUCACAAUAUGUGAGUCCUCAGAACAACCGAUGGAUCAUGCCAGACCAUUUUUUCGUGCACUCGAUCGCUGAUCCAAUGUCAAAUUUAACAAUUGAUAUCUUUAAUUUAGACACAAAUGACGCUGACACGCACGGCGCACAACAAAUUUGCUGUCAAUGCUACGGAUAUUCCGGAAAAGAUGACGAUUCGUGCGAGAACGUGAAGCGUGGCGACAGUCUCUGUGCUGGAGGCAACAACGGAAUGUUCGAUGCUUGUAUGGACAAGCUCCAAGCUUGGGGUGACGACUCUAGAAACAAACUAGUGGAAGCUGCGAAAGCCUCGAAUGCGACUUGGAAGAUCGUGAAUACGCAUUAUUCUCCAUACAAUCAUUACGCUCCGGGUCCAGCUGACAAUUGGCGCGAAUUACUGGAUGGUCUUGGUAUCCAGGUCUUCCUCUACGGCCAUACCCACGGCGAGAAACACGAUUACUCGGCGUUUAAGACCCAUUUUAUCGAGAAUGGAGCGGGCGGAGGUAUCCAGAACGAAUCACCUAGUGGAAUUCCACCUUAUGCCGAAGAUUAUGUAGAGAACGUUUGGGCCGCUGGUCAUUAUCCGUAUGGCUUUUUCACGCUUAACGUUUCCCCUACUUGGUUGAAAGUGAGUUUUAACACGUUCGAUGAUAGCUGGGCGAUGACUAAAGAUGUGGACGCUACGGGUGUCGGUGGGAUUGCUAUUAAACACUGCUGGUACAUCCCUCAACGUGGAGGAAAAGGUAAAAGCUGUGAAGGUGCUGAAGCGCAGUCUACGGGUUAG